This is a messenger RNA of Drosophila busckii, 701 nucleotides long. RefSeq lists its product as uncharacterized. Bases 435 to 701 code for a protein of 88 amino acids. The transcript has a single exon. NCBI's taxonomy places the organism in Eukaryota, Metazoa, Arthropoda, Insecta, Diptera, Drosophilidae. The record is from RefSeq and is a predicted model, not a curated record.
AACUCAGCAUGACUAAGUAGCAAAUCAAAAAAUGUUGCAAACUCCGAUAAGAUUUCAAAUCAUGACUCAUUGUCAGAAUCAACUCAAAUAUGAACAACUCAAAAACAAAAGCACUCAAAUAUUUCCCUCUAACGCUUGGAAAAACUUGCUUUUCCAAUUGAGAAUGUGCGUCGCGCACUUUUUUGUGGGAAAUUCUCAGAUCAAUGGGCCGCUUUUGAGGGAAAUUUUAUUUUUUUGGUGGUGGUUUGGGUUCUUUGGGUUCAAAGCUGAUUUUUCGGCAACUCACCCACCAGUCUGCGGUGCACCCGUGAACGUGUAACUUCUAGCGCGGCAAUGUGAGCUGACCACACCCCCCCAACGCCCCCUUUUUAGUGAGUGUGUGUGUGUGCGUGUUGUUUUGUGCGUGAAAUUGUUUGUGUUAAUGGAGCUUAAAGAUGACAGAUUUCUAUAUGAACGAUAUCUUGAGAUCGUUUAGAAAAAUGCGCAUGAAUAAAUCCCAGAGCGCUCAGAUCAGCUCAACGCAUCAGCAACAACAACAGCAUCAGCAACGUUAUAAUAAUCCCUAUCGUUAUAACUAUAACUAUCAAAUUGUACAACGCUCGCCCAUGCAGCAGUGCAAAGACUUAAAAAAGAUUAUAAAAAUUAUAAAGAAAACUGUCAUCAAGCAGAAGAUAACGCGCAAAAUGAACAUAAUUGUUUAA